This is a messenger RNA of Orcinus orca (killer whale), 2045 nucleotides long. RefSeq names its product DAP3 binding cell death enhancer 1 (gene DELE1). The transcript is spliced from 11 exons. Lineage: Eukaryota; Metazoa; Chordata; Mammalia; Artiodactyla; Delphinidae. Bases 105 to 1457 code for a protein of 450 amino acids. Gene Ontology annotation, molecular function: protein binding. The record is from RefSeq and is a predicted model, not a curated record.
UGGGGACUCGGCCACUCCGAGGGCGCCACACAGGCCACUCUAGCCGCCGUCCCGGAGUUUGGCCGCGCUCUUUCGGCUGCGAGCUCUAUGGUGUUGGCGACGACAUGUGGCGGCUCCCGGGACUCCUGGGCCGAGCUCUUCCCCGUCUGCUGGGACCUGGCCUCCGUGGGGUGACCUCCAAGUCCACCAGCCCAGAUGGGCCUCAGGCUACCUCCUCCAACCUGCUGGUCCCUGUGCCCAGCUUCGACAGGUCUGGCCACCAUGGCCCAGGCACAAGCAAGGGCCCAAGGUCCCAUGGAUGGAAGGCUGCCUUCCAGUGGAUGUCUGCCCGUGACUCCCGGAACACAUUGUGGGAUGCCAUAUCAUGGGGCACCCUGGCCGUGCUGGCCCUGCAGCUGGCAAGGCAGAUCCACUUCCAGGCGUCCCUGCCAGCAGGACCUCGGCGAGCGGAGCGCUGCUUUUGGCGCAGUCCUCUGGACCGUUUCCUCUCAUCUCCCUUGAGGCACCCGCGCUCCUCACUGCGGAGACACAUUCUGCCCAGCCCUGAUAGCCCGGCUCCCAGGCACACUGGCCUCAGGGAACUCAGGCUGGGCCAGGAAGAACCCUCCACUCGGCCUGAGAGCCUCCCUUCACCCAGCUCCUUGAGAACAACUGGUCUUCAGGGUGCCUCUGAGGAAGAUCCCAGUGACGCCGGCUUCCUGCAUGCCAGCAGUAGCUUCAAGUCCAAGGCAAAGCCAGCCCAGCCUCAGCCCACUGGCGAAAAGCAGGAACAAGAUAAAUCAAAAAGUCUUUCCCUCGAGGAGGCCAUGACUUCCAUUCAGCAGCUCUUCCAGCUCAGUGUUUCCAUCGCUUUCAACUUCCUGGGGACAGAGAACAUGAGGGAUGGAGACUACAUGGCAGCCUUUUCUUACUUCCAGAAAGCAGCAGACCGUGGCUACAGCAAAGCGCAGUACAAUGUGGGCUUGUGCCAUGAGCACGGCAGAGGCACCCCCAGGGACCUCGGCAAGGCAGCCUCUUACUACCAGCUGGCUGCCAGCCAGGGCCACAACCUGGCUCAGUACCGCUAUGCCAGGUGCCUGCUGCAGGAUCCAGCCUCCUCGUGGGACCCUGAGCAGCAGAGGGCAGUGUCCAUGCUGAAGCAUGCUGCAGACUCAGGCUUGAGAGAGGCCCAAGCUUUUCUCGGGGUGCUCUUCACCAAGGAGGCAUACCUGGACGAGCAGAGAGCCGUGAAAUAUCUUUGGCUUGCAGCCAACAGUGGGAUGAGGAAACUGAGGCACAGAGACACAGAAUAUGAUGCCCGAGGUUACACAGCUGGUAAGUGGUGGAGCCAAGAUUGGAACCCAGGCGUCUGGCUAGAGAGAUUGGGCUCCUACUCCCUACCUGAUACUGCCUCUCCCAGGAGCCUAAUUCUCAGUGAGAGGGGAGAGAGGAUCCAGAGCCAGGGACAAAGAGAUUAAACAUGUUCUCUGUAAUGUAUGCUUUGUAGCUCUCUGGGUAGAGAUCAGGAAGGCAUUCAGGGCCUUCGGAAGCCCAGCCUCCACCCUUGCUCCUGGCUCUUUCAGGAUAACAUAGGAGCCCGACUCCCUGGGCUCCCAGAGCAGGGCCAAGUGCUUCCCGCAGCCUUCACUUCUGCACACUUUCAGCACCAUCCUCAACACGAGAAGCCUCCACGCUGCUCUGGCCGGAAGCUCCCUGGGUGGAGGGAUCCCUGUGUCCUCUGUUCUGGGCCUCUGGCUCUUCACAGUUGAGAUCCCUUGGUCCAGGGAGGGUUGCAGCUGGGCCUGACCCUGCAGGGGUGAAGCACCGGCCUGCUGACUGCUGCACCUUCCUCCUGCCCCAGCGUUUCAGUUCUUCAGUCCUGCAUGCGUGGGCAUUUGUGUGUCUGUCCGUCUUCUCCUUUAGGAUUCACAGAGCAGGUACCACUUGGGAAUUUGCUAUGAGAAGGGCCUUGGUGUGCAGAGGAAUCUGGGAGAGGCUGUGAGAUGCUACCAGCAGUCAGCAGCUCUGGGGAAUGCGCCUGCCCAGGAGAGGCUGCGGACCCUCUU